Phytophthora sojae is the source of this 426-nucleotide messenger RNA. RefSeq lists its product as hypothetical. The coding region runs from base 1 to 426 and encodes 141 amino acids. The transcript has a single exon. Lineage: Eukaryota; Oomycota; Peronosporomycetes; Peronosporales; Peronosporaceae. The record is from RefSeq and is a predicted model, not a curated record.
AUGCUAUUUUCGGAGGCUCUGGCUACUGCGACGGUUGAUCUCACCCAGGCUGAAGAUGACGCUCCAGAGCAACAGAGUUCAAUCAGCGAGGAGCGCGCACAGAUGCUGGAGCAGGCAAGCGACGCUGCCAGGACCCAACGUGACAUUAGCCUCCACAACUUGGCACAGCGGGAGGGGGUGCUGACGUGCCCAAUAUCUCUGGAGUUGUUCGUGGAUCCUGUGGUGACAAUGUGCUGUGGCAAGACAUUCUCGUCGGAGGCACUACGUCGAAAGCUGUUGAGAAGCUCGCUGUGUCCGUUCUGUCUUCAUCACGAGUGUCGUUUUAUCCGAACAGUGACGUGGAAACACUGGUGGAGCUCCAUCGCGCAGAGCGUUCGAUCCUUGGACUAUCGGAGCUCCCACCAUCAAGAACCGAUGAAGCGGUAG